GAGAGAGAGAGAGAGAGAGAGAGAGAGAGAGAGAGAGAGAGAGAGAAAACUUCACGUUCAACCCAGAAGAUGCUCACGUUUGGCUCUCCUCAAUUAUCCCCUCCCGUGAAGAUAGGUGGCGUGCGUUUCAGGGGGCUUCUUCCUCUGUGUUGCACGGCGAAGAAAAGGAGGUGGAAAGAAAAAAAAAUGUCAUUAGAAGAGGCGUAACACGUCAGUCCCUACCCAGGUUUGUUUCCUGGAGUGGGUGUAAGACAUCAGUUGUAAACCUGCCCUAGCAGGAAUAGCGGUCCCUCCCUCCCUCCCAAACUAUUUCUAAGGCUUUAUUUCUAAGGCUGUAUUAUCACCGGUGGAAAAGGAUCCGCUCACCGACAACGCGCUGCAGUAUCAUCCCUCCUCGCGACUCCUAUAUCCAAGCAAGACACCUUCUUUAAAAACCAAAAAACGCAAGAUAUCAAGCUGAAAUCAAGGAAUCGAGUCCAUGCGAGCUGCCAUCUGAUUCCCCCCCCCCACACACACACACUUAUCAAUGAAGCAAGAGAUCAUGGCGGAUGGCCCCAGGUGUAAGAGGCGAAAACAAGCCAACCCGAGACGGAAAAACGCAGCUCUGAACUACGAGAAUGUGGUGGAGACGGGCUCGGAGACGGAGGAGGAGGACAAGCUGCCGGUGUCCGAGGAAGACCCCCUGCUCAACGGCACAGGCAGCCCGGCCAGCCUCACCAACCCGGAGGCCUCGCCGCGGGCCGAGAGCCACGGCCUGCUGACCAAGGAGGAGGAGGACGACGAGAUGCGGGACAGCGGCGUGGAGCACAUCUGGCCCGACAACGACAUGCUGAGCGCCUCGGUCGACGGUACUGAUGAAAUAAAAGAUGACUUUGACACCCUGGGCCCUGACACCACUUUGCAGGCAGUAGGAAACGGUACAGUCAAGAGCGUCGAUUGCACUUCAGAGUUCGAGGACUUUUUUGCCAAGCGGAAGCUGGACGACGGCGACAGUCACGUGGUGAGCAUCGCAGAGUACCUGCAGCGGGGCGACACCGCCAUCAUCUACCCAGAAGCCCCGGAGGAGCUGUCCCGCCUGGGCACGCCGGAGGCCACCGGUCCAGAGGAGAAUGACCUGCCACCUGGAACGCCAGAUGCCUUCGCCCAACUGUUGACCUGCCCCUACUGCGACCGGGGCUACAAGCGUUUGACUUCGCUGAAGGAGCACAUCAAGUACCGCCAUGAGAAGAACGAGGAGAACUUCGCCUGCCCCCUGUGCAACUACACGUUUGCUUACCGCACUCAGCUUGAGCGGCAUAUGGCCACACACAAGCCUGCAAGGGAUCAGCACCAACUGCUCAACCAAGCAGCCGGCAACCGCAAGUUCAAAUGCACCGAGUGUGGCAAGGCCUUCAAAUACAAGCACCAUCUGAAGGAACACCUCCGGAUUCAUAGCGGAGAAAAACCGUAUGAGUGCCCCAACUGCAAGAAGCGUUUCUCCCACUCUGGCUCCUACAGUUCCCACAUAAGCAGCAAAAAGUGCAUCGGUCUGAUCGCCGUCAACGGCAGGAUGCGCGGCAGCAUGAAGACGGGCUCCUCCCCCACAUCUUCCUCCUCCUCGCCCACCAACACCGCCAUCACCCAGCUUCGGCAGAAGCUGGAGAACGGCAAGCCGCUCAGCCUCGCCGAACACAACAGCCACCUGAGCAUCAAGACUGAGCCGCUUGACUUCAACGACUACAAGCUGAUGAUGGCGUCGCACGGCUUCGGCGCCCCCGGGCCGUUCAUGAACGGAGGCAUGGGAGGGAACAGCCCGCUGGGGGUCCACCACAACUCAACGGCCCAGAGCCCCUUGCAGCACCUGGGGAUGGGCGGGCUGGAGUCGCAGCUUCUGUGCUACCCGGGGCCGCUGGGGAACAACCUGAGCGAGGUGCAGAAGGUUCUCCAGAUCGUGGACAACACCGUGUGCAGGCAGAAGAUGGACUGCAAGCCCGAGGAGCUCUCCCGGCUCAAGGCCUACAUGAAGGAGCUGGGCUCCCAGGUGGAGGAGCACAAACAGGCGCUGACAUCCGCGGGCGCUCAGGUCGGUCUUCCGCUCGUCGAUCACAACGGCGCCACUAAAAGCAUCAUCGACUACACGCUGGAGAAAGUGAACGAAGCCAAAGCCUGCCUCCAGAGCCUGACGACAGACUCAAAGAGGCAGAUUAGCAAUAUCAAACGAGAGAAAGCCAACCACAUGCUCGAGGGAAGCGUGGACGAGAAGGUGCAGGAAAAUACCAUGUUUACACCUUAUGCUUGCCAAUAUUGCAAAGAAAGCUUCAACGGGCCAAUACCUUUGCAUCAGCACGAGCGCUACCUGUGUAAAAUGAACGAGGAGAUAAAAGCCGUGCUGCAGCCCAGCGAGAACUUGAUGCCCAACAAACCAGGGAUAUUCAUGGAGAAGAACACCCACUUGUCCUCCUCCAUGUUGUGCGAGAAGGGACUCACUGGGCCCCUUCACCCUUACAGGGACCACAUGUCCGUGCUGAAGGCGUAUUUUGCCAUGAACAUGGAGCCCAACUCGGAGGAGCUGCUGAAGAUUUCCAUAGCGGUCGGCCUUCCUCAGGAAUUCGUCAAGGAGUGGUUUGAGCAGCGAAAGAUGUACCAGUACGGCACUACCAGAACCCCACCACUGGAGCACAGGCACAACAUGGAUAUGGUCGCCGGAACAAACAACCACCACACUCCGCAGAAAGACUCUAUGGCAGCUAGGUCACCUGUGUCUCUCAUGAAACCUACGGACCGCAUCACAUCGCCCUCCAUAGCGGAGCUCCACAACAACGUCAACAACUGUGACAACGCGCUCAGACAUUUGAAAAACCACCAGUACGGCACUGGCAAACCCGCAGGUGAAAAGUUGGACCACUCCCGCAGCAACACCCCCUCGCCGCUAAAUCUGUCCUCCACAUCUUCCAAAAACUCUCACAGCAGCUCCUACACUCCGAACAGCUUGACUUCCGAAGACCUGCAGGCCGAGCCGCUGGACCUCUCUCUGCCGAGACUAAUGAAGGAACCCAAGCAUGCACUGACUGUCAAAAGCAGACCUAAAGUCAACAGCAUCGCCAUCGACCAUAACAGCAUCCCCUCUCCUCGCGAGCACUUCGAAGAGCCUUUGAACUUGGCCUAUCUGAAGAAGGAAUUCUCAGGCUCUACCAACAACGGAAACCUUGAAAAAAGCACUAGCCCCCUCUUCGGCAUGAACCCAUUUGCUGCCAAACCCCUGUACUCACUUCCACCUCAGAGCGCUUUCCCACCUGCCACAUUCAUGCCCCCGAUGCAGGCCAGCAUACCGGGUCUCAGGCCCUAUCCGGGCAUGGAUCAAAUGGGCUUCCUACCACACAUGGCCUACACUUACGCAGCAGGGGCAGCUACCUUUGCCGAGAUGCAGCAGAGGAGAAAGUACCAGCGGAAACCAGGUUUCCAGGGGGACCUGCUCGACGGUACACCAGAUUACAUGUCAGGGCUGGACGACAUGACAGACCCCGACUCCUGUCUGUCGCGGAAGAAGAUUAAAAAGACCGAAAGUGGUAUGUACGCGUGUGACUUGUGCGACAAAACAUUCCAGAAGAGCAGUUCCCUUCUAAGACACAAAUAUGAACACACAGGCAAGCGGCCGCACCAGUGCCAGAUCUGCAAGAAAGCCUUCAAACACAAACACCAUCUCAUCGAGCACUCGCGGCUGCACUCGGGGGAGAAGCCCUACCAGUGCGACAAGUGCGGGAAGCGGUUCUCGCACUCGGGCUCCUACUCGCAGCACAUGAACCACCGCUACUCCUACUGCAAGCGGGAGGCAGAGGAGCGGGAGGCGGCGGAGCGGGAGGCCCGCGAGAAGGGCCACCUGGAGCCCACGGAGCUGCUGAUGAGCCGGGCGUACUUGCAGGGCAUGACGCCUCAGGGCUACCCGGAGAUGGCGGAGCGCGAGGCCAUCCUGAGGCACGACGGCGUGAACGGAGGGAUGCGAGAGGGACGGAAGGAAGUGGACGGAGCGUACGCGAAGAUGGGACGGAGGGACGAGGAGUUCGAGGAGGAGUUUGAGGAGGAGAGCAAGAGCAUGGACACGGACGCGGACACGUUGCGGGACGAGGAGGAGAACGGAGAGCACUCGAUGGACGAUAGCUCGCUGGACGGCAAAACGGAAACCAAAUCGGAUCACGAGGACGGGAUGGAGGACGGCAUGUGAAUCGGCGAAGGGCGUUUUUUUUUUUUUUUUUUUUUUUUCCUUCGAAAAAGCUUCCCAUCUUAAGAGUUUUUAAGUUUCUCUCUUUGGGUUUCAGUAUUCUUACCUGCUCGGCUUUAAAACCAAACGCCGUGUUUUAAGCCGUAGACGUGCACGUGCCUGAAGCUUCAGGGAAGCUUUCUUUGACAGACUCCUCGAGGGAGGGAGGGAGGGAGGGAGGGAGGGGGAGGUGGGGGGAGGUAAAGAUGUCUGCUGAACAAUACAUGGACUCAAAAGUCAAUCCGGAGGAGGGCGUCGAUGGGAAGGGAGGCAUGGGUUUGUGAAAUAAGCUGCAUUAUGCAAACCGAACAAUGGACAAAUGAAUACAUUUAAAAAAAAAAUGUACAGUACUAAGGCCUAAAAAUAUGUGUGGUGCUAACCUCCUCAAAUAACCCCAUCCCCCCGCCCCCCGUGUUCCAUAGUAUUUAUAGCACAACUAGUGACUUGUACAAAUUGCACUCCGCUUCUAUAAUCAUGAACAAAAAUAAUAAAAAAGUAUUGCCUAUGUAUAUAUUUAUACAGUGUUGGAAAAAGAGCAGUAGUGUCUGCACUACAGUCCUUCGAUAUUACCUUUUGUUAUCACCUACCUACCUUCCUACCUACCUACGGUGUUGUCUUUAGUUUUUGCCAUGUUGCCGGGGCCACAAACAUCUCCAGCCACACUAUGUUAGGCCUCUGAAUCAAACGUCAAAAUGAAGGAAUUUAAACAAAAAGACUGUAAUGAAGGAGCUUUCUUUUUUUUUUUUUUAAAGAGGAUGAAGUUUUAAAGAGAGACCUUCGUUUUAAGGGAAAAUACAGUUUAUGGACAGAUGGUAUUUCGGGGUGGGGGGGGGGUGAAGGACGAAGCCUUUGUAAGGUGUUUUUGAUAAGAAAAAAGAAGCCUUAUAUGCAAACCUUUUAACCUGUGUGUUUUUCUGCAAGUGCCACCCUCGUAUUGUGUAAAAGGAAAGGUUAAUUUUUAGUUUCACCAGCUUUCAGUAUUAUGAAAUGGUUCACCGUUGUUCUUUGAAGCAUCCGUGUCAGUAUUAAUAAGACGUGUAGGCAGCAGUUCCUUAGUUUACAUUAUGUUGUGCAAUGUUUUCUCAGUUUCUUUGAACUUUUGUCAGUAUUACACCAAACCUUAUUUUUUUUUAUUUUUUUUUUGAAAACAAUAAAUUGCAUUUCAUUUUAUUUGUAGGUUGAAAAAAAAAAAAAAACAUUAUUUAUGUGGCCCAUUUUAUAUUUCCUAAUUUUAUUUAUUUCCUACUGUUGUGUACAGUACUAUAGUUCUUCAAUAUAUAGAUAUAUUUUAGUAAAAAGGAACAUGGUGUCGAUCAUAGGGGCAAAUUUUACGUAAAGAGAGCAUUUAUUGUGUUUUGAAACAUUGUGAAAUGCGAAAGUUUAAUCUUAUUUUAUUUUUAUUUUUCCUUUUAUUUUCCAGCUUGUGGGAAAUUCCAAAAUUUGGGAACUUUUAUACAAUUGUGAAAACACUGUAUUUUCGACUGAAAAAAAAAAUUCCACUUUCUUCAUCUUUGUUUUCUUUUUUUAAGCUGAAAAAAAAAAAUGAAGAGGGACUGUUAAAUACUAUGUAUGAUAUCAUGACUGAAGAAGAAUCUUUCCUGAAAAUGUCUUUGUAAAAGUAUUAUUGAAUUCUUAAUUUGUAAUUUCUCUUGAAAAUGAACCCUGCUCGAAUAAAAAGUAGCCAAAUUACAGAGUA
This is a messenger RNA of Sander lucioperca (pikeperch), 5930 nucleotides long. It is a transcript of the gene zeb2b, whose product is annotated as zinc finger E-box binding homeobox 2b. NCBI's taxonomy places the organism in Eukaryota, Metazoa, Chordata, Actinopteri, Perciformes, Percidae. Gene Ontology annotation, biological process: anatomical structure development; regulation of transcription by RNA polymerase II. The transcript has 10 exons. Gene Ontology annotation, molecular function: DNA-binding transcription factor activity, RNA polymerase II-specific; RNA polymerase II cis-regulatory region sequence-specific DNA binding. The record is from RefSeq and is a predicted model, not a curated record. Bases 527 to 4198 code for a protein of 1223 amino acids.